Talpa occidentalis (Iberian mole) is the source of this 2562-nucleotide messenger RNA. It is a transcript of the gene TAF7L, whose product is annotated as TATA-box binding protein associated factor 7 like. Gene Ontology annotation, biological process: transcription initiation at RNA polymerase II promoter; RNA polymerase II preinitiation complex assembly. Gene Ontology annotation, molecular function: RNA polymerase II general transcription initiation factor activity. NCBI's taxonomy places the organism in Eukaryota, Metazoa, Chordata, Mammalia, Eulipotyphla, Talpidae. The record is from RefSeq and is a predicted model, not a curated record. Gene Ontology annotation, cellular component: transcription factor TFIID complex.
CAUGACUCAACUGGAAGCCAUUUUGUGAACCCCUGUAAUGAGGCAGGCCGUGGUGUGCCCAGAAGAACGCCCCCCUACCCCUCAGAAGGUGACUCCACACAAAUGAUUUCAACAGAAGAAACAACGAGCCUCCAGGGUCCCCCACUUCCUGAGGCUCAUAGGGCUGAGGUAGCAUGUGACCAGGGUGCCGAAAAUGUUGCCAAUGGCCAAACCACCCAAGCCCCUGCCGACGACGGCCCCCAAGCCGCUGCUGACGAUAGCGCCCAAACUGCUGCCGACCAUGGCGCCCAAGCCGCUGCCGACCACGGCGCCCAAGCCGCUGCAGACGAAGGCACCCAAGCUGGUGCCGAUGAUGGCGCCCAAACACUUGCCGACGAUGGCGCCCAAACUGCUGCCGACGAUGGCGCCCAAACCUCUGAGGACCAUGGCGCCCAUGCCGCUGCUGACGAUGGCGCCCAAGCCGCUGCAGACCAUGGCGCCCAAGCUGCUGCCGACCAUGGUGCCCAAGCCGCUGCUGACCAUGGCACCCAAACUGCUGCCGACCAUGGCACCCAAACUCCUCAGGAAAAGUUAAAGGAAGGGAAAGAACAAGAGAUGAAUAAAACUCCGGAUCAACCUCCUCACGAACUUGAGAACCAGUUCAUAUUGCGUCUGCCUUUGGAACAUGCUUCUACUGUCAGAAAGAUAGUACAUUCCAGAUAUCUCUCUAUGAAGGAUAACUUGAGAAUUGAUUUAUCUCCUGGUAGACGUCAUGCAGUUGUUGAGAUAGAAGAUGUUUCACUAGCUGCUAAGCUGGUUGAUUUGCCUUGUGUUAUUGGAAGCCUGAAAACUCUCGAUAAAAAAACCUUUUAUAAAACAGCAAGUAUUUCUCAGAUGCUUGUAUGUACUGCUGCUGCUGAUUCCUACUCUUCUCUGGAAGAAUCAUUUAACUCUGCUGAUGUUAAAGCAGGCAGGAAAAGUGAAAAGGAGAAACAGAAAAAAUAUGUCUGGAAGCAUGGCAUUACUCCACCACUUAAGAAUGUCAGAAAGAAAAGGUUCCGCAAAACAAAAAAAAAGACCAAUGAUUUCAAACAAUUGGAAGAAGUCAACCUCACUGAGGAGAAGUGCAUUCCUGCAAAACACAGAGUGUUCAAUGACAUUCCUAGUAUUCCUGCCAUCCCACCGUGGCUCAAAAUACUGAGUCUUGAAGUGGAGAAGGAAGUGAAAAGACUCCUAUAUUCAGAUGCUGAAGCUGUCAGUGCCCGAUGGGAGGUCAUUGGUGAAGAUGGUACUAAGGAAAUAGAAAGUCAAGGCUCCAUUCCAGGCUUUGCUGUCUCGCCAGGACUAAGUGGCUAUAAGCAGAAACGUUUCCCAUCAGAACAUGAUAUACUUCGGGACAUGUUCAGGGAUUCUAGCAGUAACAGUAGUGAUGAAGAGGAUGAGGAUGAAGAGGAGUAUGACUAUGAUGAAGAGGAAGAAGAUUUUUAUGAAGAAGAUAUGGAAAGGAAGCUACAGGCCAAGUUCUUGGAAGCUCGCCAGAGUGGGGGAAAGGAAGUAGCUCGUUCAGUAGUCGUGGAAAUUCAGAAGUAUAUUGAUUACCUGGAGAGAAAGCUCCAAAAUAUUCAAAACAAAGCACAAAGGCAGAGGAAUCUCAUCAUGAAAGUGGAAAAUCUGACACUCAAGAAUCAUUUAAAGAAUGUGCUGGAGCAGCUUAAGUUACAGGAAAAGCAAAAAAUUGAACAGCUCAUUUACCUACGGGAACAAUUGAGAUAUUUUCUGGAGAAGUGAGAAGAGCCAUCAGUCUGGCACAAAACCUUGGAUUUACCAGACUGGAUAAAAUUGUGCAUGUUUUUAUUCCUUUAGUUGCCUUAUGUUGAAUUGUGCUUUGUUGCCUUAUUUUGAAUAUACAAGUUAUUUAUUAGAAGUUUGUAACCUGUAGAAAGGGACAGAAUAUAAAAAUCUUUUAGGUUUUUAGACCAAAAGACCCAAUUCAGUGAUGGGACUUUGCUUCCCCCCCCCCCAAUUAAUUUGAGAAUUACUUGUAUUGCUUUUAUUCUGUGGUACUAUCAGAUGCUAGAGCCAUGCUUGCCAAAGGCCGAUAGUCUAGCCUGAAAGUCAAACCACUGAUUUGCAUUUGUUUUAACAGUUCCUUUUUUUGUUUCCAAUAUUCCCUAAAACACAGAAGAAAGCAAGUCAUUUCUGCCAAGGCUAGGACCUGCCAUGGUGAACUUAAGUGCCUGCCUCACAGCUGUUAAUGCUAGGUGUGUGCCCUGUCUCUAUUGCUGGUCCCCAGGGCUGCUCUCCUGCUCAGGGGUGAUUUGCUGCUGCUAUCUUUGUUCGGUUGUUGUGUUUUUAGGACUGUGAAUGGUUGGUAUUUGUCAGCUAAGGGAACAGUUAGACACAGUAGAGAUGAUAUUCUGAGCUGUUAUUCUGAGCCUCUACGUUCUAACCCUCAUCAGAAAAGGCUAGGGAAAACCAAAUGCCUGUGAAGACUUCCCAAAAAACCCUGGGUGAAUUCUUUUUCCCCAGUUGCAUUGUUAAGGUCUUAUGUCCUUUAAGCAAUAAAAUAAAUGCCUCAUGUUA